Messenger RNA from Penaeus vannamei (Pacific white shrimp), 1560 nucleotides. The record is from RefSeq and is a predicted model, not a curated record. Lineage: Eukaryota; Metazoa; Arthropoda; Malacostraca; Decapoda; Penaeidae.
AUGCAUCAUAAACAAGAAUGCCAGUGCCAGCAGGGGGACAUCCAGCUGAUUCCGAUUGGUGGGAGGAACCGCAGCUGCAACUCCUGCAUCAUACGUCAAUUUACCAGGAGAACAACACAGACGUCAGAUACCAGGAGAACAACACAGACGUCAAUUACCAGGAGAACAACACAGACGUCAAUUACCAGGAGAACAACACAGACGUCAGAUACCGAGAUCAGAUACCAGGAGAACAACACAGACGUCAAUUACCAGGAGAACAACACAGACGUCAAUUUACAGGAGGGAACAACACAGCACCAGGAGAACAACACCAGCGUGGAUCAGAUACCAGGAGACAAACACAGACGUCAGAUCCAGAGAACAACACAGCGUCAAUACCAGGAGAACAACACAGACGUCAGAUACCAGGAGAACAACACAGACGGCAGAUACCAGGAGAACAACACAGACGUCAGAUACCAGGAGAACAACACAGACGUCAGAUACCAGGAGAACAACACAGCGUCAGAUACCAGGAGAACAACACAGACGUCAGGAUACCAGGGAGAACAACACAGACGUCAGAUACCAGGAGAACAACACAGACGUCAGAUACCAGGAGAACAACACAGACGUCAGAUACCAAGACGUCAGAUACCAAGAACACACAGACGUAGAUACCAGGAGAAGCAACACAGACGUCAGAUACCAGGAAGAACAAACACAGACGUCAGAUACCAGGAGAACAACACAGACGUCAGAUACCAGGAGAACAACACAGACGUCAGAUACCAGGAGAACAACACAGACGUCAGAUACCAGGAGAACAGACGUCAGAACCAAGAACAACACAGACGUCAGAUACCAGGAGAACAAACAGACGUCAGAUACCGGAGGAGAUACCAGGAGAACAAACACAGGACGUCAGAUACCAGGAGAACACACAGACGUCAGAUACCAGGAGAACAACACGACGUCAGACCAGGAGACAACACAGACGUCAGGAUACCAGAGAGAACAAACACAGACGUCAGAUACCAGGAGAAACAACACAGACGUCAGAUACCAGGAGAACAACACAACGAACAGGAGACAACACAGACGUCAGAUACCAGGAGAACAACACAGACGUCAGAUACCAGGAGAACAACACAGACGUCAGAUACCAGGAGAACAACACAGACGUCAGAUACCAGGAGAACAACACAGACGUCAGAUACCAGGAGAACAACACAGACGUCAAUACCCAGGAGAAAACACAAGACGUCAGAACCACGAGAACCAACACAGACGUCAGAUACCAGGAGAAGCAACACAGACGUCAGAUACAGGAGACAAGCACAGACGUCAGAUACAGGAGAACAAACAGACGGGCAGAUACCCAGGAGAACAACACAGGACGUCAGAUACCAGGAGAAAAACACAACGUCAGAGACCAGGGAGAACAACACAGACGUCAGGAUACCAGGAAGAACAACACAGACGUCAGAUACCCAGGAGAACAACACGACGGAUACCAGGAGAACAACACAGACGGCAGAUUACCAGGAGCAAACAACAAGAGUCAGAUACCAGUGA